GUUGCAACUAUUCAAAUUUAAAGGGGGGAGGGUUUACUUCCUCGUUUUUCUUCAUUUACACAUACAUAACUCUUCAUUUUUAAUUUCCUUACCAAUUUUUUGUUAUUUAUUUUUGUUUUAAUCAUUCCCUAUUUUCAAUAUUUAUUUUUUCCUCUUUAUUUUCUCUUUUAUUUUUGGAGGAUGUUAAUAUGUAGAACUAUUUUGGGGGGAAUGCAGAUCAUUUUUUAUUUUUAAAAUAUUUGCAAAAUCGAUUGGACUUUGGCCAAAUGAAUAAAAACAAAUCGGGUUAUAAAUUUGAAUAUUUUUAGUUGUUAGAUUAACCACAAACAUUUCCAUACCUCUGUUUAUUUUUAAUAUUUUUUUCUGUCCAAUUGAUUUGUAAUUUUCUCCUUUCUUUUUAUUUUUUAGAAUUUAAAGUUUAUUAAAAAUGUGUGGAAUAUUCGCUUAUCUAAAUUUCUUUACGCCCAAAAAGCGUGCUGAAGUUAUUGACAUUUUGCUUCAAGGACUUCGACGUAUGGAAUAUAGAGGAUAUGAUUCUGCAGGUAUCGCAAUUGACAGCAGCAACAAUAACACCGCCGACAAUAAAGAUCAUAAUGAUGUUGGUGUAUUCAGAAAGACUGGGAAGGUGGAUGCUCUUUAUGACCAUAUUAAAGAUGCAAAGGAUUUGGAUAUGGAAGUGACUUAUUCUGUUCAUUGCGGUAUUGGACACACCCGUUGGGCAACUCAUGGGAAACCGAAGGAUGAGAAUGCACAUCCACAACGUUCAAACACUCACAACGAUUUUGUGGUUGUCCACAACGGCAUUUUGACCAACUACAAAGACAUCAAAGGCUAUUUGGAACAGAAGGGACACAAAUUUGAGUCGGAGACUGAUACUGAGGUGAUUGCAAAGCUCGUCCAGCACAUUUAUGAACGCCAUACAGACUUUAGUUUUCGUCAGAUUGUCGAGAUGGCUAUUCAACAAUUGGAAGGAGCAUUUGCCUUAGCCUUUAAAAGUCGUCACUACCCAGGUCAAUUGGUAGCUGCUAGGCGUGGAAGUCCUUUGCUUGUAGGCAUCAAAAGUGACUCGCGGCUUACUACAAACCAUUUUCCUGUUAAUUACAGCAAAGAUCAAUGUUAUGCUCUUGGAAAGACACUUAAUUUGGACGAAAGUGAUACCCAUCAAGCUUUAAAUACACCUCCGCCAGGUGUGGCACCAAUCACUACCGAGGUUUUUAAUUCUGCUCGUUCGUUUGCUGGUGGAUUCCCUCCUGAGAUUCUUACCUCAACGGCUCAUAAAUCUUCAGGACCUGCAAGUCAAGAGGGAACUCCGCGAAGUAUUCGUCCAUUUGACACGACAAAUUGGGAAGUUGAAUAUUUUAUUGCUUCGGAUGCGAGUGCCAUUAUUGAACAUACUCGACAGGUUAUUUACCUUGAGGAUGAUGAUAUUGCCUUUGUUGAAAAUGGCUCUCUUUCUAUUCACCGAGUCAAGAGGGAUGGGGAAGGACAGCCUGAGGAACAGACUCGAGAAGUUCAACGUCUCACAAUGGAAUUACAACAAAUUAUGAGGGGAGAAUACAAGACGUUUAUGCAAAAAGAAAUUUUUGAGCAACCCGAAUCUGUUGUUAAUACAAUGAGAGGAAGGGUAUUGCAUGAAAGUGGAAGUAUUGUUUUGGGUGGAAUUAAGACUUUUAUGAAUGACAUUCGCCGUUGCCGUCGUUUGAUAAUGAUAGCUUGCGGGACUUCUUACAAUUCAGCAUUAGCCUGCAGACAAUUAAUGGAAGAGCAGACAGAAUUGCCAGUUGUUGUUGAAUUGGCGAGUGAUUUUUUGGACCGUGAAACGCCGAUUUUUCGAGAUGAUGUUUGCUUCUUUAUUAGUCAAAGUGGAGAAACUGCUGAUACUUUGAUGGCUUUGCGUUAUUGUAAACCUCGUGGUGCUCUCACAAUUGGAAUUACUAACACUGUGGGUAGUUCAAUAUGUCGUGAAACGCAUUGUGGUGUCCAUAUUAAUGCUGGUCCUGAAAUUGGUGUUGCUUCGACUAAGGCAUAUACUUCUCAAAGUAUUGCUCUUGUUAUGUUCGCCUUGAGCAUGAGUGAUGACCGUAUUUCACUUCAAAAACGACGUACUGAAAUUAUUGAGGGAUUAAAAGCUGUUAGUGAUCAAAUUAAAAAAGUUCUUCUAACUGACAAGCAAGUAUUGGAAAUUGCUCAAAAAAUUUAUAAAGAAAAAUCCAUUUUGGUUAUGGGUAGAGGUUACAAUUUUGCUACUUGUCUUGAGGGUGCUCUGAAAAUUAAAGAACUUUCUUAUAUGCAUUGUGAAGGUAUUCUCAGUGGGGAGCUUAAACAUGGCCCUCUGGCAAUGGUUGAUGAGAAUAAAUGCAUUGUUAUGAUUAUUUGUAAUGACAACGUUUACAUUCGUUCUCUCAACGCUAUGCAGCAAGUUAUGGCUAGAGGAGGCAAACCAAUUGUUAUUGCUGACGAGACUGUACCUAAUUCUGACUUGGAAGAAGUUGAGCAUAUUAUUCGUGUUCCAAAAACGGCAGAUUGUCUUCAAAAUAUUUUGAGUGUUAUUCCACUUCAAUUACUUGCUUAUCACGUUGCUAAUUUGAAUGGAUUUAAUGUGGAUCGACCUCGUAAUCUUGCAAAGUCGGUGACUGUUGAGUGA
Meloidogyne enterolobii is the source of this 2644-nucleotide messenger RNA. NCBI's taxonomy places the organism in Eukaryota, Metazoa, Nematoda, Chromadorea, Rhabditida, Meloidogynidae. The record is from the annotation of a GenBank genome assembly.